AUGAGUGACGAAAGUUAUGUUGAGUAUAGUCAACGAACUCAAGAGUUGCUCAAAAUGAUUUCAAAUGUUACAAGUCAAGUGCUAUCAAUGAAGAAUAUAGAACAUACGAUUGAUGCUUAUAAAAAUUGCUACGCAAGUUUAAACAGGAUUUCAAAUGUCGAACUUCAAGAAAUAUCUCAGAAAAAUGCAGAUAUCAUAAAUAGAUGGAAUGAUUUAGUCAAAAUGAAUACAGAAUCAGCAGUUAUAAUCGUUAUAGAUCCUUCACUUCAUUUUCGAAAUGUCACUAAAGCAAUCACAAAACUUAACGAACUCAUUUCAUCUGCAAAUACGGAAGUAGAGAAUUUCUUAUGCGGGUAUGUUAACCGCUACAAUAUUUUUGUUCAUCAAGUUGAUACAGAAUUAUCCGCAGCCGAGUUCACAAUUACUAAUCCGUGCGAAGGAUUUGAUCGCCGAAGACAAGCUUUAAAUGAUGCCAAAAGAAAACUCAUGGAGCUUCGUCAACAAGUUGAAGAACUCGAAAGAUCAUACUCAGAUGUUAAACGCGCAGGAAAGACAGAGCAUGCAACUAUGACACCAGAACAAGUACGUGCUAAACAACAAGAAAUCUUUAACACAAUUGAUGAAAAAUUAUCCGAAUUAGAUAAUGAGAUUCAGCUUGUAUUAAACUUAAAAAUAACAGAACAAAAAUUCUAUGAAUUAAAACGAGUAUUUGCACAACAUGAUUUAAAUAAAUCUGGUGCGCUUGAAUCUCAUGAGUUGGCGGCGCUUUUAAACUUUCCAAAGCGGAAGAAUGAUGGUGCGAUAAUAAGUGCACUACUCUCAGAGUAUGGCAACGGAAAAUCCAUUUCGAUGAUUGGAUUUUUGCAAAUGAUGGCUGCAGAUGCAGCAAGACUUCUAAUGCAGGAUACAGUUAUUAAAUCAGUUCCAAAAGGUAGGAUAUUUACAAAAGGAAUACACCAUGUGUAA
Molecule: messenger RNA, 966 nt
Organism: Trichomonas vaginalis G3
Lineage: Eukaryota; Parabasalia; Trichomonadida; Trichomonadidae
Product: EF-hand family
Exons: 1
Coding region: 1-966 (321 amino acids)
Source: RefSeq, a predicted model, not a curated record